This is a messenger RNA of Cotesia glomerata, 7434 nucleotides long. RefSeq names its product afadin (gene cno). The record is from RefSeq and is a predicted model, not a curated record. Lineage: Eukaryota; Metazoa; Arthropoda; Insecta; Hymenoptera; Braconidae. The coding region runs from base 615 to 6782 and encodes 2055 amino acids. The transcript is spliced from 21 exons. Gene Ontology annotation, cellular component: adherens junction. Gene Ontology annotation, biological process: signal transduction; regulation of protein localization. Gene Ontology annotation, molecular function: cell adhesion molecule binding.
UAUACCAAGGUAAAUGCAAAAACUCGGAUACCUGUUCAUGUUAAAGAGAUGCACAUAAUAUUUAUCCAGACAAGAUUUGGAAUCCUUUUUUGUUAUACUCAGUAUCUCACGAAAAUAUCAUAUAAUUCAUGAAACUUGUUUUAUGAAUUUGGAAGUAAAUAAGUUUCAAAUGAAUGAUAAUCAUCAUGAUUAUAGUAAACAAUAACAACCAAUACAACAAUAGCAAUAAUAAUAAUGGUAAAGUUAGUGUCAGAGGUGUCGAGUGUCUAGCUGUCAAUUAAUGACGUUUUCUUACUGCAAGCGGUUAUUUUAGUUCAUUUUUAUGCAACAGCAAGUUUCGAAAAUUUUUUUUUUUCGAUUUUAAAUGAGCUCUUUUGUAUACAUAAAACAACUGAAUUAUUGAUAGAGUAAGUUUAUACAUUAUAAUUAUAAUAGCGAUAUUUUAAAUCACUGUUAAUACUUUAUUAACGAUAAAGAAUUUCCAAAUUUAAGUAAAAAAAUGAAAUAAUACGAGUUGAGUUCUUUAGUGAUUUGUGGCUAUAAAUUUUAUGUUAGUGAACUGACGGAAAUUAUCUUGAUUAUCAUAAUCAUUUAUUUUUGAUCUACAACUAAGAAUGGCCGACAAAAAUGCUGAACGAGAAGCUCUUCGGGGAGUUAUUCAGCAAUGGAAUGCUAAUAGAUUGGAUCUCUUUGAAUUAUCCGAACCAAACGAGGAUUUGGAAUUUCACGGCGUCAUGCGUUUUUACUUUCAAGAUAGCGGUCAGAAAGUUGCUACAAAAUGUAUCAGGGUCGCGUCUGAUGCCACGAGCCAAGCAGUGAUUGAAACUCUUAUUGAGAAGUUCCGUCCAGAUAUGCGGAUGCUUAGUGUCCCAGAGUAUGCACUCUAUGAAAUUCAUGAAAAUGGAGAAGAACGAAAACUUGGACUUGAAGAAAAACCUUUACUGGUUCAGUUGAACUGGCAUAUCGAUGAUCGAGAAGGUCGGUUUUUACUUCGACGGAUCGAUGACAAAACUAAUACAGCUGGAGUAGGUUUUGAAGAAGUUACAAGCUUCCGUAGGAAGUUAAGUAGACGAGAACGAAAACAACUAAAAAAACAAGAAAAACUUUGUCGUUUUAAGACUCCUGAACAGGGUCAUGAUUCACCUUUGAUCGAUAAAAAUGGUGUCGCUGAGAAGCUUUAUGUUGAAUUGCCGGAAACAAGUUUUACCAGAAGCAUUUCAAAUCCAGAAGCUGUGAUGCGUCGUCGUCGUCAACAGAAGUUAGAGAAAAAAUUGCAACAAUUUCAGAGCAAAGAUGGUGGUCCAGAUACAGGUGGUACCUUAAAAAUUUACGGGGAAGCUCUGUGUAAAGAUGUUCCAUAUAAAACGUUGUUAUUAAGCAUAAGAGAUUCUGCUGCUCAAAUUGUAAGAGAAAUGUUAUCUAAAUAUGGUCUUGACAAAGUGGAUGCUCAGCAAUAUUGUUUAGUACAGGUAACAACAGAAAAAAAUAACGGAAACGCACAUCAAGAAUAUAUUUUAGAUGAUGAUGAGUGUCCAUUGGCUAUCAUUAUGAAUAUAUCAUCAGUUUACGGUUCAAUAAUGUUUCACGUCAGAAGACGACCAGCAGAUUAUGUACCAAGAAAGAGAAAAAAGAAACCAAGUGGUAAAUGGGGUGAAAUGGAUAACAAGUACGAAGAUGAGAGAUUACCAUUUCUGUUAGAACUUAAUGCUGAUGGAUCGGAAGUACCGAAUGGUGCAGGAAUAAGACAUCGUUUACUACCAAACGUUACAGAAGUGGGAUCUGAAGUAUCUUCAAGCAACCAAGCUGGUCAUGCCCAAACUUUGACUCUCACUGGCUCCACAGUUAUGCCUCGUCAUUGUGUUAUCGCUUUUACUGAGAAUAUUGUUACUCUUACGCCUGCUUCGAGAGAUGCUCAUACUUAUGUAAAUAAUCAAAGAAUUCACCAGACUACAAUUCUUCAGAAUGGAGCCAUCAUCAAAUUCGGUCGACUACAUACGUUUAGAUUUAUUGAUCCUGCUCCUGAAGAUCGAAUCAGGCAGUACCACGAUUCAAAUAAACAAGCGGAGCACAAUCGUGAUAGCAGAUCAGGAGCCAGUUCUCCAAACGAUGGUCAAUGUUCUUCACCCAGUCCAGUAAAAUCGCAUGUCGCAAAUCUUAGUUCAAAAAAUACUGCACAUAGUUCUGUCAUUACGGAAGGCACACAUAAUUAUGAGACUACCUUCGAUUUAGAUGGAAAUGUUGAAACUGCAAGUCUUACAAGUAGCAGAGAUAGUAAUAGACUUUCGCAACAUUACGAUCGUCAACUUAGAGGUAUAGAUCCGAUCUUACCUGCAGUAUUAGAGUUUCUCGAAGAAACAGAAGAAACAUUCUUGCACGCAGUUAUUACUGAUGUUGAACCAUCAUCUUUACAAUUUAAACUUGCGCCAACAUAUACUCUAUAUCUUGCUACGAGAUACAGAGCAAGCACACAUUAUAGAUCUGAAUUACAACCAACAGAAAGAGCUCAUAGAUUAACUGUUAUGUUAGGAAAUGUUGCUACCAUGAUACAACGUAUAAUACAAGAUCGUUAUAUGGAUGCGCCUUCUUUAGCUCUAUGGCUUUCAAAUGGAUCAGAGUUUCUUCAUUUUCUAAAAAGUGAUCGUCAUAUAGGAGCUUUUUCAACUCGAGCUCAAGAUAUUUUAGUCGAUGCCGUUCAAAUGGCUUUCGGAUCACUUAUAAAUUGCGUAUCACUAGAACUAACACCAGCAAUGUCUCAAUUUAUGGCAGAUACGGACGAACCUGCAAGAGAAGCCAGCGUUUUACAAAUAUUUUCUAACACGAUGGCUUUACUUCGUCGGUAUAGGGUUAAUGCAGCUUUAACUAUUCAAUUUUUCAGUCAUUUGUUUCAUACAAUAAAUGCAACGGCUUUCAAUAUACUUAUAUCAAAUAAUAAUCUUUGCGUACGAUGGUUCGGACGUCGACUUAAAGCUCGAUUAAAUGCAAUUGAAACUUGGGCCGAACGACAAGGCUUGGAGCUUGCUAGUCAAUGUCAUCUUGCUACAAUAAUGCAAGCAACUCAUUUAUUGCAAGCACCUAAGUAUAAUACUGAAGAGCUAGCGGCUCUUAGUUCAACUUGUUUGAAACUCAAUUCCUUACAAGUUCGAGCUCUAUUGCAAAAAUACCAACCUACAGCGGAUGAACCACGCUUAACCACAGAAUUAAUAGAAAAUGUGGUAAAAAUCAUUGAAAAUGUUACUGAUACUCUUAUUAGAGCUGAUGGAAGAGAAAUACGUCUUGAAGAGGAACCAACUUUAGCUCUAGCAGUUUUAUUACCUGAAGAUGGUUAUAGCUGUGAAAUUAUUAAAGGCAUGCCACAAGGACUUGAGAAAUUCCUUGCCCCACUUCAGCGUGAUGGUAUUUGUAAAAUAGCUCCUCAACCAACAAGCAGUGGAUAUUGGACAGUAUACAUGAUUGACCAUCAUAAUAACUUCCGUAGUUCAAGCGCUAUGAGUAAUCGAUCUGGUGGCUAUAACAACCAUGUUUCUUCAAGCUAUGGUCAGCCAGAAAUUCAAAUCAUUCAGUUACAGAAGUCCACAAAUGGAAUGGGUCUCAGUAUUGUUGCCGCAAAGGGAGCUGGUCAAGAGCGAUUAGGAAUAUAUAUCAAAAGCGUAGUUUCAGGCGGAGCCGCUGAUAUUGAUGGUCGUUUAACAGCUGGGGAUCAAUUACUUAAAGUUGAUGGACAAAGUUUAGUUGGAAUAACUCAAGAAAAAGCAGCAGAAUAUCUGGUACGAACAGGACCUACAGUAACACUAGAAGUUGCUAAACAAGGUGCUAUUUAUCAUGGUUUAGCUACUCUCUUAUCACAACCAUCACCGUCAAUGAGCAGAGCGCUUAAGGUACGACCAAAAUCAGAAUAUGCAGACGCACCUCAAGUAUUUGAUGAAGUACAACCAUCAACUUCACGUUCAAUGGGAAAUUUGAUAUCAGCAAGAAAAGAAAUAACCACUCAGGAGGAUUCAGUUGAUUGGCAUCGUGAGUCGGAAAAUUAUCUAACUGGACCACGACGUAUGAGUGAACGGGAUAUUCCAUCACAAUUUCGCCAUGAAUCUGCUACUUCUCAAAUUCAUAGCAGCAAAUCAGUUCCUGCUCUGCAUAGUGUUGACGCAGAAAAUAAGCAACUGCAAGCCCAACCAUGUCAACACGAAAUGUUCAAUCCAGGAUACAGCAGAACGUCAUCUAGUAAUAGUACAACACCACCAGUUCAACCGCCGCCUAUGCCAUCUAUGAAUGGCGCUUCGUCUCUGAGAUCACGUUCAAGUAACAACCUUCACGAACCAACAAAAAUGACUCAUUUGCCUCUUUCCGGUUUGAUGAAUCGCCAGCGAUCUUCACCGAAUUUGAAUCCAAGUCAAUCAUUUGGAAACACUUUGAACAAUAUUCAGAAUAAUGAAGCUGAAAGAUUUUAUCAAAACUUAAGCGUCUAUAGACAUCAAGAUCCAACAGUAAAACAAUUAGGUCCUUACCAUACAUCAGUUGAUCGAAAUUCAAUGUACACGCCAAAGCAGUUGAAAGGCUCUCAAAAUUCAUUAAAUAAUCCAAUUUUGGAUGUAAACCAAGGAAAAGAUCGGCCGCUUUCAGCAUAUGUUUCUCCAGACCAAAUAAAUUACAAUGCUUAUCAAAUUCCUCAAGCAGGAUCUCUUUUGAAAACACAAUCGUCGAGAGAUAUAAUUCGUCAAGAGGCUAAAUUACAAGAAAUGAAAGAAGAAGUGCGACGCCGUGAGUUAAGGGCAGGUGCAAUAUUAAGUAGUCAACAUCAAACCAAUUCUCUCAAUAUGCGACCUACUACUUCUCAAACCAAUAUUGGUAUUUAUAAGCAAACAAGUUUAGUACCAAAUCUCGAUUUGAAUUCUCCAACUUACAAUACAAAACAAAUAAGUUCAAAUUAUGGGUCAUCUGAUCCUCAACACAACCAAUAUAUUUUAUACAACAAACAACUGAUUUCGAACCAAUAUACUUCCAUUUCGAAAAAGAAUGACGCAUCUUGUUCUAACCAACAAAUUACUGAAUUAGACAAAGAAUAUGAUGCAGAUCUCAGUCGACCAAUUACAGAAUAUAAUCAACAAUUAGGACUUUUUAAUAAGCCUCAGUUUUUAAAUAAUUCAUCUAAUGUGAAUCAUCAACGUAAUAUUAAUGAAAAUCCAUCUAAUCAAAUGCAUUACGAAAAUAAUAUCAAUAAAGAAUCCUUACCUCUACAUUCAAUUCUUGAAAAAGAAUAUAAAGAAAGACAUCCUCCUCCUCCACUUAAUACUUCAACUCAUCCAUUUAAUAUGAAACAAAUCGAUUCCAGGUAUACUUCUGGUGGACAAGAAGUCCCAAAAGGAAGUUACUAUUCAACAACCAAUUCAAGUCAACAAAAUCGACAGCAUCAAUACAAUGCCACUAAUCCAUGGCAACGGGAAGAACGAGAAAAAGAACAAGCACGACGACGAGAAGCUGCAAAAUUAUGGCGAGAUCAACAAAUUGCUGAAUUGAAUUCACUUUCGCACAGAACACAACAACAAGAAGAACAACUUCGAGCUCUCCAAUUAGAAAGAGACUUUCAAAAAAGAGCUGAAGAAGCUGCAGCUCAACAAGAUGAAGAUGAAGAAAGUAAUGAUCUUGAUAAUCAAAAUAUACCAUGUGUCCAAGGAUUGUUAAAAAUGGCAGCAACUCCAGAGAAAAAUUACCCGUCAAUUCAGCCAAAUACUUUAUCACGAACAAAUCUAGCUAAUCAAUCAAUUAGGGGAACGAAUUCAUCUCAGUCAGCGAGUCAUCAAUUGAAACUACCUUUUAAUUCCUUACCUAUCGUAACAUCUCAACAAGAUCUAAUGAAAUAUGGAAAUGUAAGUUUACAUGAUAGUUCGAAUAUAAAUUUACAACAUAUUUCAAACAUAAACGAUUUUAAACAAGUUUCUACAUCUUCAACAUAUAAUUCACCACCAGUUUUUGGACAGCUGUCAAAUAAUAUGAAAAUGAAUACUCAACUUCAGAUGCAUGAAGAACAAGAAAGAAAUCAACGAAUGGAUGAAUACAAAGACGAAGAAAUUGAUUAUGACGGUAAUCAUCGAAAGAAUGAAGAAGAUACAAAACACAGUCAACAACAAUAUCAAAAAAAUCAAACAAAUCCAAAAAAUCAACAACAGUUGUAUACAGAAAUGUUAAAAUUGGAUAAUUUAUAUAUUAAUGAUGGAAACGAAGCACCAGUACCACCAGAACGGGGUUCCAGUUAUACUGUUAUGUCUCAACAAAAUGUUUUAAGAUCAUCUAAUGCUGCUACAAUUUCAUCGUCAAUCGGAUCUCACCAAGCUUCCAUUAAAAGAGUCUCUUUCCAUGACUCUAAUGCUAAUAUUGAAAACUUUUCAAAAAAUAGCAUCAUCUCAAAUUUAUCGUCGCCUUACAGCAUGGGCACUAUAAAAGAGGAUUCUAAUAAUUUCAUAUAUGAUACGAAGGGUCUAUUGGCAUCUCCACAAACACCAGAUGGUUCUGUCAAUCAAUUUGGUGGAGGUACGCCUGGUGUUAUCGGGGCUCAAGAGAUUUAUAGAGAUCCUAGACAAAAACGCUUGGCUGAAAAGCAAAAACAGCAAGAAAAUGCUCAACUAGGUGAAGUGCCCGAAAAACUCAGUUUUAAAGAGAAAAUGAAAAUGUUUGCAAUGGAAACUGGCGAAGAUGGUACACCAAGAGAUAAAGUAAAAAUAUCAAGAGCUCAGAGGGAAAUUGAUAAUAUCACGAGUCCUUUAAAUCCAACUGACAACGACAAAAAUUAAUUUUUAUUCGACGUUGGUUUUGAAAUUUAAAGAUCGUUAAUACAAAAAACCAAUUUUUAAUAAUUAAUAGUAUCUAUUCACUUAUACUUCUAAGAUAAAUUACAAUAAUAUACAGUAUUUACAAAAAAUGAAAGAUAUUUUGAAUAGACGACCAAUAUCAUUCGUACGUAGAACUAUUCAGGACCAAUCAAUUUUAAUAUUUUUAUUGUGAAAAUACAUUUCUUAUAUGCAGAUUCAAAAAUUUUAUUAGAUGAUGUAUAAUAUAAAAAUUCACUUAUAUUUAAUAAAUAAAUUCAAUCAAUUUUGUACAUACGACCAAUAAAUCUUUUACUCACUCCUUCAUAUAUUUAUAUUUUUAAUUAAAACUAUCUACAUUGAUUAAUUUUUAAAUCAUAUUCAAUUAGAAGAAAAAUGAAUGACUUAAUUAUUAGAUACAUUUAUGAGCAAUAAUAUUUUUAAACUAUUUUAAGAAAUUUAUUUGAUAUAAAAUAUUUACCAAUACCUUAAGGUAUUAAAAAACUUCUUGUGCAAAAAUGAAUCAGCAAUUAGUAAUCUAUCAAAUUGAUAAUGAAUUGUUAAAAAUAAAAUAUCAAUUGGAUUAGGCUAGCUAUAAGUCUUAACCAAAAAUAUGAAUAUAACAAUACUCCCGAAA